Messenger RNA from Cyphellophora attinorum, 972 nucleotides. Its product is annotated as Retinol dehydrogenase 12. Lineage: Eukaryota; Fungi; Ascomycota; Eurotiomycetes; Chaetothyriales; Cyphellophoraceae. The record is from RefSeq and is a predicted model, not a curated record. The coding region runs from base 1 to 972 and encodes 323 amino acids. The transcript is spliced from 2 exons.
AUGGGCCUCGCCAAAGACAUCCUCUCGCAAUACAAAACCCUCCCUUACCCAACCAAGCCCUUCACCAACCAAACCAUCGUCAUCACCGGCUCCAACAUUGGUCUCGGCCUCGAAGCCACGCGCCACUUUGCUCGUUUGGAGGCCGCGAAGAUUAUCCUCGCCGUCCGCAGUAUCGAGAAAGGCGAAGCCGCCAAGGCGUCGAUUGAGGAAAGAACGGCUCGCAAGGGGGUUUGUGAGGUGUGGGAAGUCGAUCUCAGCAGCUAUGAGUCCGUCAAGCGCUUUGGACAUCGCUUGGAGACGCUGGAUCGGCUGGAUGUGUUCGUUGCGAAUGCGGGGAUUAACACUCGGAAGUGGACCGUGGUGGAGGGCAUGGAGAGCCAGAUCGUUGUUAAUUGUAUUAGUCCAUUGCUGAUGGGGAUUAUGGUGCUGCCGAAGCUACGGGAGUCGGCGGUGAGGAAUGGGACGGCGGGUGUGCUUACAUACACGGGCUCGUUUGUGCAUUGGUUGACGGCGUUUCCGGAGAGGAAAUUUGAGAGGCUGUUUGAGGGGCUGGCGGAGAAGGAGAGGGCAAGGAUGACGGAUCGGUAUAAUGUGAGCAAGAUGGUGGAGAUGUUGGCGGUGAGAGAGUUGGCGGAGCAGGUCACGAGGAGUGGGAAGGAGGGGAGGGUGGUGGUGAGUCAGUCGAAUCCGGGAUGGGUGGCUACGAAUAUUUCGGCGAGCGAGCCGUUUCCGUGGUUUGUGAGGGCGCUGAAGAAGGUUAUGGCGAGGGAUACGGAGAUGGGGAGUAGGACUAUCGUCAAUGCGGCUGAGGGCGGGGAGGAGACGCAUGGGAAGUAUCUGAGUGAUUGUGCGCCUGAUGUGAUCAACCCGUUCGUGACGAGUGAAGACGGUGCUCAGGCUCAGAAGAAGGUAUGGAGCGAGCUGUGUCAGCUGCUGGAGACUAUCGAACCCGGUGUUACCUCCAAUAUCUAG